Messenger RNA from Eimeria mitis, 2163 nucleotides. RefSeq lists its product as uncharacterized. The record is from RefSeq and is a predicted model, not a curated record. Lineage: Eukaryota; Apicomplexa; Conoidasida; Eucoccidiorida; Eimeriidae. The transcript is spliced from 2 exons. Bases 1 to 2163 code for a protein of 720 amino acids.
AUGACUGUACAGCAGCAGCAGCAGCAGCAGCAGCAGCAACAGCAGCAGCAGCAGCAGCACCACCAGCAAGGGGUUUACGAACAUCACCAGACGGGCACAGGGGGCCCCCCUUCUCUACCCCCUCAGGGGCCCCUCUCAGCUCCUACUUCUUUGCCGCAGCUGAACCCUGUUGCUGCAGUUGCUGCUGAUACCCAACAAGGGGGCCCCCCUCGGGGGGCCCCCCCUGGGGGCCCCCCUGGGGGGCCCCUUGGGGGGCCCCUGGGGCCCCCAACAUCUGCGGGGGCCCCCAUACAACCUGCUGACUGGGGGCCCCUGCUGCAGGGGGGAGGGCCUGCUGAGGCGCUCAUAGCCAGACACGGCGACGAAGAUACACACAACCUGCAGCAGCAGCAGCAGCAGCAGCAGCAGCAGCAACAGCAGCAGCAGCAGCAGCAGCAGCAGCAACCUGCAGCUACCCAUAAACACCUUCCACUCUGCCCGCAGACAUCCGCCCCUCAGCGCAUGCAGCAGGAGACAGAUCGCCACGCAUACGAACAGCAGCAGCAGCAGCAGCAGCAACAGCAGCAGCAGCAGCAGCAGCAGCCGCAGCAGUUUGGAGGUAUACACCAGCUGCAGCUGCAGCAACAGCUGCACCUCACUCCUGGCUGCCCUCAGGGGGCCCCUGCUCAGCCCCCAAGAGUUGAAGAGGGGGCCCCUGGGGGCCCCCCUGGGGGGCCCCCUGGGGGGGGCCCUGGGGGGGCCCCUGGGGGGGCCCCCGGGGGGCCCCCAGCGGCGGCUGUGGGGCCCCUGGUGGUGCAGAGGCACAGAGCGUCAACAGACCAGGCUGCUGCUACUGCUGCAGUGGUUGCUGCUGCUGCAGCAGCAGCAGAUGCAGCAGCAGCAACGCGACCCGGUGAAGACAAGAGGGGGCCCCCACACAGUGAGGGGGCCCCCCCCGCAGCUGAGGCAACAGAAAGAAAGAGAAAGAGCACAGCGAGGGCCCCCGUGUCUUCUCGGCGUAAAGUUGCUGCUGCAGUCUGUCCCCAGCAGCAGCAACAGCAGCAGCAGCAGCAGCAGCAGCAACAGCAGCAGCAGAAUCAGCAGCAGCUGCUGUGGCAGCAACCUGAUAUAGCUCUGCUGCUGCGGCAGCAGCAAACCAUGCAGGGCCUCCCGGUUAGUGGGGGCGGGGGGGCCCCAUCGCAGCAGCAGCAGCUGCUGAUUCUGCAGCAGCUGCUGCAGCAGCAGCAGCUGCUGCAGCAGCAGCCACAGUGGCAGCUGCCGCUGCAGCAGCGGCAGCUGCUGCCUUCGCAUGCACCGCAGGAGCAGCAGAUUGGGGCGCAUGUGCUGCCGCAGCAGCAGUCAUCUGGGGCUCCUGCUGCUGCUGCUGAUGCUGCAGCAGCAGCAGCAGCAACACCUGCCGCUGCUGCUGCUGCUGCUGCAGCAGCAGCACCGCAGCAGCAGCUGCAGCAGCUGCUGCAGCUGCACGAGGCUGCUGUGCAUCUGCAGCAAAGAGAAUUAGGUUUAUCUAUGCGCGAGCUGGAGGCCCUGUAUCUCCCCCUGCUGUGGAACAAAAACAGCAGCAGCAGCAGCAGCAGCAGCAGCAGCAGCAGCAGCAGCAGCAGCAGCAGGUGGAGCACACCAAUGAGGAGAUAUAGUUUUUAUAAAGUAGUAAAGGGGGGGGCCCUGGGGGCCCUCGGUGAAGGGUGCUGGAUGGUGUGGCCCGCAGAGAGACAGGACGCCAGCAGCCUGCGGCUGCAGCAGCAGCUGCAGCUGCUGCUUGCAUGCACAUACGGGGAGAAGAAGCAGCUGCUGCUGCUGCAGCAUAUAUGGUGUACAGGCACAGAUGCAGCAGCAGCAGCAGCAGCUACUACUACUACUCCUGCUCCUGCUCCUGCUGCUGCUCCUGCUGCAGCAGCAGCAGCAGCAGCAGCAGCAGCAGCAGCAGCACGAAAGACAACAGAAAUAACAAAUACUGCUAUGCUGCUGCCGCCUCCCUGCUGCUUCUCCUGGGCAGCAAAAAAGAGAGGCAUCCCUUUUGUAUGGAAACGAAUAGCAAGCGAGCAGCAGCAGCAGCAGCAGCAGAUGUUGCUGCAGCAGCAGCAGCAGCAGCAGCAACAACUCCUGCUGCAGCAACACGGAAUACAACACACACCAUACUCAGCUGCCUUUCUUGAUCCUUUCUAA